AUGCCGGACCCGCUCGGGGUUGCCUUUGCCUGGGAGGUUCCGGCUGGCCACACCAGCGUCCCGCCCCGCCGCCACCUCCGGGAAUACCCCGGCCGGGCCCCGGUCACUGCGCGCUUCUCCGAGUGCGAGGAAACCACCUGCGCUGUUUGCUUGGGUUUCUUCCAGGAUCCUGUCAUGAUCCUGAGCCUCGGGCACAAUUUCUGCCGGCGGGCGGCCUCCGCCCCAUCCGGCAGCUGGCCGACGUGGGGGGGGGGCCGUGCAGGAGCUGGCCCCGCCGCCGGGGCAGGAGCUGUACCACACGCACCAGCGACCCCUCACUCUCCUCUGUCACCGCGAUGGAGUCCUCGUCUGCACCGCCUGCGUCGAGCAUCGCGCCGACCCCGCCGUGCCGCUCGAAGAGGCUGCUCGCUGGUACAGGGUGCGUGGAUCCCCGUCUCAGACACUCUCCCCCUGCCUGAACUUCUUGGAGUGCUCUUUGGAGAAGCACCUUCUUGGAGACGUGAGUCCGGCUUCAGGGACUUACUGAAUCCACAUAGCCCCAUGAACAUCCCUCUCCCUGCCAGCAACCAUGACCCUGGAUCCAGCCACAGCUCACCUGCAAAUCCUGGUGUCAGCAGAUGGCUGACCGCAGGCCGCUGGGAAUCACCCCCAGCUCCUCUGCCCUCAGGAAUGGAAUGUUUUGAGUCUCUCUACUGUGUUUUGGGUUGGCAGGGUUUUGUGGGGGGCCAGCAUUGCUGGGCUGUGGAGGUUCGUCCCGGUCCUGACUGGGCACUGUUGGUGGCUCGCGAACUUGUGUCCCACAAGGGCUGCUUCGGUCUCAGCCCUGAACGUGGGGUUUGGGCCAUGGGGCAGUGGUUGGGGCAGCUGCAGGCUCUCACUUGGCCCAGCUCCGUAUCUCUGCCCCACAACCACACACUCAGACACAUCGAAGUGGCUCUGGAUUAUGCUGGUGGGUGGGUGGCUUUCUGUGAUACUGAUAGCCAGACAGAAAUCUUUUCCUUUCCCCCAGCCACUUUCGCAGGUGAACGACUCUGGCCACUGCUCUGGCUGGGUGAGGGGCCAGCUCUGCUCACACUCUAUCCCUGAGGCCCCCAAAAAUCCACUAUGAACCUCCCAAGUGCAGACACUUCCACCCCAACAAACACUCAACAACAAACAGCCGCACUACCCCGUAGUCCCGUUUCAUUAUCCUUAUAACACCUAAUUUAACAGUAUUAAUCACAUUUCACCCUUUUGCUCCUCAGUGGGAGAACAGGUAUAUUUUUAGUUCCUCAGCUGUUUGUCAGAGGAAGCAUGGACCAGAGAAACAGGGAGGACCUUCCUAAAAGAUUUUUAAGAACUCAUCUAGAGGAAGAAGGUGAGCUUUGCUACUGCUGGAUGCCUCAUAAUAAGGUUUUUCAAGUGGAAACUUUCCUGCUUAGGACUUCUAGAGAAUUUAGGGAAAGUGGGCUACAACCAUGUUUCAUGUCUCCCAAGAUCACUCAGGCUGGGGCCUUUUCAGAGUUUUGCAUUCACUACCAGGAUAAGUAGGGAGAGAGGCCACAGACAGGAUUUCAUACCCCAUUUCACUGCCUACAAGUGAAUAGAAGGGAAAAAAACUGAAUGAACCAGUAUCUUGAAGCAGUAGAAGGUUGUUCUUAGGGUUCAACCAUGUAAUAAAGUGCUGUUAUCAGCAAGCACAGGCAGGACUGGGCAGGUCUUUGCCUCUUGCAGCCCCAGUCACUCCGCCUUCGCUGCCAGGCUUGCUUCCCCAUCCACACGUACUCUUCACAUUGGUCUGAGGAAGAGGAGAAACUACCAGGAAAGGUAGCAACUUUUAUCUUUGUGGCCCUAAUUUUAAACAAGGGUCCUGACAAAACACAGGUCACAGCUAAGCCCAAAUUACAGCCCUGCUCAGUUGUGUAAUUAGUUGUUUCCCUGUUUGGCUUAUGGUGAGGUUGGUCUUUCCUUGAAAGACAAGGUCCAGCAAUGUGUAAAUAAAAGCACUUCUCUGUGGCACCCUUCUCCAACAGAUGAGCUUCCAACACUCCAUCCACUUUUCAUCUGAAAAGCUUUACGGAUAUUUAAUUUGAAAGUCCAUAAAAAAAUAAAAAAUUCUGCCUUCUUGUGUAACUCAACAGCCCCACAGCUGGCUCUCUAGCAUUGGAGUGAGGAGGAAAUCAGCCUCUUUUUGCUCAAGGGCAGCUCAAAAGCAUCGCAUCAGCAGCUGGGAGGGCAGAUGGUUGGGUGUGGAGGGUGCCCCCACUCCUUGAGCAGAGCUAGCAGAUGCACCUCGCAGCCUUCCCACAGGGGCCUGUGGACCCCAAAACCCUCCUGAGUGACAGGCACACCUCAUACCAGUGCAUGAAAGGCUGUGGGGAGCAGCUGAAGAGGUCUUUUUUCCACAACAGACAAAGUUUUUUCCACAAAGCUGGAGCCCAGGGUGCAUUUUUUGGGGGUUUGAGGCUUGAGGAUGAGCAUUUUCAGAGGGAAUUUUGCCAUUGCCUCCUGCUUCUCCCCAUGCUCCUCUCCCACUAAUACCUCAGGAUCAGACUGAGUGGGAGCUGUGCAUCCAAGGGAAGUGCAGCAGGCAUGGAGGGGCAAACCUGAAUGAAGACUCCACGAUGGUGGAGAUGUUGCACCUCCUCCGCUCCUCAUUGGGGAAGUGAAAAAGUGGAUUUUGGGGAUGUGUUUACAACUAUUCAGGUUAAUAAUUUGUUGGGUGCUUAUAAAAAUGGAGCUUAAAAGGCACUUUUUAAAAAAGCAUCUUGUUACAUCUAGAAGACAGAAAAUACAGCUCCAGUGCAAACCAGGGAGGUGUCAGUGGUUUUAAUCCUCUGGUUUUGGGGAGGUUUGCUCCAUUUUGGGUCUUCUCCACAAGGGAGCAGCAAGCACAGUGCGAAAUGGGGAUUUUCCACCUCAGAACAGUGCCCACAGCGAAGAAAUCCCCAAAAUAGAGACAAACUUGUUAAAUGGUGGCCUCUGCACUUCUGCCUUGAGGAUAACGUGCUGAUAAACCCCAACCCCUUUGUUUUGGAGAAGACCGUCCCCUUUUAAGUGAAAAUAAGAUUUGUUGUUUUCAGCACUAGCAGUGGACAUGGGGAGGAAACAGCUCCAAAAAUAUCCCCAACUCUUGCAGAAUUAACCCAAAUCCUGCUUGUGAGGGGGGGGGCAUAAGUUUUUCAGGUAUCACUAGUUUGCCCAGUUCCCCUCCUCACCGGCCUUUCCCCCCUCUUCUUACUCAGUUUAUUGGGAUAAAAUUUCAAAAUUUCAUUUAAUUUUUUUCCAUUUUGUAACUUUCCCUCCUCUGAGAAGACACUUUUUCUCCCCAGAAUGAAGCCAAGCAGGACGUUUCUCCCUCCAAGCCCCUUCAUUGCCCAAAACCCCCUCCAAAAAGCCAGAUCUGAGGAUUAAGCUAGAAGGGGCUCUUUUUAAUGGCUGAAUAUAGGGAAUGAAACUCUGUAGUGCAGUACAGGGCCUCAGCGGCAUGAAUAGAGCUGGUAGCUGGGUUGAGCAAAAGAGGUCUGAAUUUUGGGUGAUUUUUAGUUUUUGCCUUUUAUUCUGUAAAAUAGUCACUUGCAUGGACCCAUGCUUUAGACUUGAAUUUCCCACAUGGAGGAAUUUCCCCUUAGAGUUGUGGUGAGCCAGGUGUGCUUUGCUGCUCACCCAAAUCCUCCACAUGAAAACUCACUAAACUCCAAAAAAAUGAUGAAAAAGGGUGAAAUUGUGAUAGACUGAACUUUCUCUUUAAAUAAACUGGUUGAGCUCAGCCA
Corvus hawaiiensis (hawaiian crow) is the source of this 3752-nucleotide messenger RNA. RefSeq names its product RING finger protein 39-like. Gene Ontology annotation, molecular function: protein binding. NCBI's taxonomy places the organism in Eukaryota, Metazoa, Chordata, Aves, Passeriformes, Corvidae. The transcript is spliced from 5 exons. The record is from RefSeq and is a predicted model, not a curated record. The coding region runs from base 1 to 1086 and encodes 361 amino acids.